AUGCCAAAAAAGAUCCUGUAUGAUCGUCUUCCAAGCAGUACGGAGGAUGAGAGUGAGACAGAGAACCCUGCAACUGAGAAAGAAUGGACAGUUCAGUAUGAUAAGAAAAAGGCUCCACUUCUGGGUUUGCUGCAAUUCGCUUCACGGUAUGAUCAAUUAUUACAAAUCUUGGGAUGCGCUGCGGGUGUAGUUGCUGGUUCUAUGAUGCCUUUGAUGAGCAUUGUGCUUGGAUCAUCCAUUCAAGUCUUUGUGUCGGCAAGUCAUAGUGAGAAUAAUUCGCUACUUUUACAAGAGAUCAAUGAUCGUGUUCUCUAUUUGCUGGGUAUUGGGGCUGGAGCUAUGGUGGCGUCUUACAUCCAAGCGGUAUGCUGGAUGGUUUCCGGCGAAAAUAUUGCAACGCGCAUUCGAGAAGCCUACCUGCAAUCAUUGCUUCGACAAGAUAUUCAAAUUCUGGACGGGAUAGGAGCUGGACAAGUAACGACGAGCAUCAGUUGUGAUAUCAACAUCAUACAGGACACGAUAUCUCACAAGACUGGCCUCUUCAUAUCCUCCUUAUCCACCUUUUUAUCUGCAUUCAUAAUUGCAUUUAUUCGAAAUUGGAGACUAGCGAUCAUAGUCAGCGCCAUCCUGCCAGCAAUGGUCAUUCCAACUGCUGUCAUGUCCAUGUUCGUGGCCAAUAAUGUGAAGGAAUCCUCAAUCCAAGCUUCUUUAGCACACACUGUUGCUGCUGAUGCUAUAUCAUCAAUCAAUGCCGUGAAGAGUCUCGGGAUACAGGAUGUAAUGACGAGACUCUAUGAUGAUCUCCUUCGACGCUCCGAGCGCUUUCUGUUCAAGAGGUCGUUCUGGCUAGGGUCUAUUUAUGGAUACGUUUUCCUAGUGCUAUUUUCGGCUUAUUCGCUGGCAUUUUGGGAGGGUUCUAGGCUCCUAGCAUCUGAUCAAUUACAUACUGGCAUUGUCGUCAAUGUUCUGUUCUCCGUCAUUAUCGGAACCCUUGCACUGGGACGCGUCACUCGAUUUCUGGAGUCUCUUACCACAGCCAUAUCGGUCAGUACUAAAAUUUUAGAGACUAUUGGUCGUGAGAACUACGGUCUCGAUUCAGAACCCAAAGUAAGAAGUUCAAUCCAGGGAAAUAUUCUGUUCCAAAAUGUCUCGUUUGCAUACGCAAGCCUUCCGGACGUCCUUGUUUUAGACGACAUUUCUUUGCAUAUACUUCCACGGAAAACAACAGCUAUUGUUGGGGCAUCUGGAUCCGGAAAGAGUACAAUCAUAGGACUUUUGGAGCGUUUUUACGAGCCGACCUCAGGCCAAAUUUUAAUUGAUGGCAUUCCUAUCACAGCAUUGGAUUUAUCUAGUUUUCGAUCUCAAAUGUCUCUUGUUUCGCAGGAACCCACUCUAUCUUCUACAACUAUCUUCGAGAACGUGUGCAUGGGACUGCUCGGAACUUCCUUCGAAUUUGCUAAGCCAUAUCGACAACUAAGCAUGGUAAUGGAAGCAUGCAAAUUAGCGGGGAUCUCCGAAUUCAUCGAGACCCUACCGGAUGGAUAUGACACCUUCGUUGGAAGCAAGGGUGUCCUUCUUAGUGGUGGGCAGAAACAACGCCUCGCGUUCGCUCGUGCUAUAGUUCGUGACCCAAAGGUCCUUAUACUCGAUGAACCUACAUCAGCCCUAGAUCAGGAAUCGGAAUCCAUCAUUCAAGCGGCUCUGGAUACAGUAUCCGCCACUCGGACAAUCAUAAUACUUGCACAUAAGCUCCAUACCAUCAAGAAAGCCGAUUCAAUCAUAGUUAUUGGUGAGGGGAAAGUGCUAGAGCAGGGCACUCACGAGGAUCUGUCGCAGAGUAAAGGGGCAUAUUUCUCACUCUUACAAGCACACCAGAAUCCUAAAACAUCAGAAUACGAUCGAGAGAAAGCAGAGAUCACACUUGGAGGAAAGGAGACGUUCUUGGAAGGAGAUAAUGCGAGGUGUUCGCCACCCCCAGUUGACGUCCUUAAACAGACUGAAAAGCCAGAAUGGGGAAUUACUCACUACUUCAUUCAAGUACUGAGAUUGAACGGACCAGAGAUACAUCUGAUCAUACUUGGAUUUCUCGCCUCCAUUAUAUGUGGUGCCAUUUAUCCCAUACAAGCCUUCCUAUUCGCAAAAAUGCUCGUUCUAUCAGGUUCACCCCAGGACGCCUCCUUUGGAGAUUCCGCGAAUUUCUAUUCCCUGAUGUUCUUCGUUAUCGCACUCGUUAAGUGUGUGUCACAAUUCACCUCCUCCUUCGCGCUCGGCGUGUGUUGUAAUAGAAUGAUCGGCCGAGUUCGCUCAACGGCAUUUCGAAACAUUCUACGACAGAAUAUUGAGUGGUUUCACGGCACUGGGCAUUCCACGGGACGGCUGAUAUUCUCUUUAUCACGGCAUAGCCACCAUCUCGCUGGUCUACACGGCUCUUCCAUCGCCAUCUUCAUCGAUAUCCUAACGAAUCUUACGUCUAGCGCCAUUUUCUCACUGGUCGUUGCUUGGCAGUAUUCCUUGCCUGUUCUCUGUGUGAUACCUUUCAUCAUCAUCGCAGGUUAUUUACGAUUAUUAGUUCUGAAGGACUUUGAGAAUGCCAUAUCCGAGUGGCAUAAAUAUUCAACAGAGGUUGCUUGCGAAGCGAUUGCGUCGAUCCGGACAGUUGCUGCCUUGGUACGAGAAAAACAGAUCCUAGAGACGUAUCGUAGCACCUUGAAAGUUGCCUCCAAACUGGCAUACAGAUCUAUAUUGAGAUCCUCGGCAUUGUAUUCCUUAUCACAGAGCCUUGUAUUCUUGGUCAAUGCCUUCGCGAUUUGGUACGGUGGGCGGCUGAUGGUACAGGGUCGUAUCAACUUGUUUCAGAACUUCGCGGUUUAUAUGGCGCUGACAUUUGGGGCCCAGGAUGCUGGAGAGAUGGUGGGCCGGCCCGCUAAUGGCCUCAGUACAGCUGCUGCUUCGCUGGUUGAAUUAGGGACGUGGGAGAGUGGAAGAAAGGAACACAAUCAUCCUAAUCGAUUACGACUGCAGCCAAAGACGUAUUCGAUAUGUUUUGAGAAUGUGUUCUUCGCCUAUCAGGCUCGACCAGAGAGGCUAGUUCUUUCUGAUGUCGAUUUAACAAUUCAGCCAGGACAGCACAUCGCGAUUGUAGGAGCUUCGGGUAGCGGUAAAAGCACAAUUCUUGGCCUGCUCUGCGGCUUCUUCACCCCGUCUUCAGGAACAGUUAAAAUUGGUGGGAUUGACGUCAGUUCACUUGACUCUCAGUCAUACAGCUCGUUAAUAUCCCUCGUUCCACAAGAUCCGGUUCUCUUUCCUGGCACAAUACAGUUCAACAUUCUGCUUGGGGCCUCAGACCCCUCAAGCGUUACCCAUCAAGAUAUGGAAGAAGCUUGCCGGGAAGCAAACAUUCUUGAUUUCAUUCAGUCGCUGCCAGAGGGGUUUGAGACUUCGUGCAACAACACUUCGUUAUCAACAGGCCAAAAACAACGUCUCGUGAUCGCCCGGGCUCUCAUACGAAAUCCCAAAAUCUUGCUACUGGACGAGCCUACGGCAUCAUUAGACGCGCUUUCCGUCAACCAUGUACUUACAGCAUUGGAAUCGGCUUCGAAGGCGCGGACAACAAUUAUACUUGCUCAUAAUAUAUCCAGUCUGUUACGAGUGGACCGAGUCUACAAUUUAGAUCAAGGAAGAAUACUAGAGAGUAGUGGCCCGUCUGAGGGUUGUUAG
This is a messenger RNA of Hyaloscypha bicolor E, 3717 nucleotides long. Its product is annotated as mating factor A secretion protein STE6-like protein. Gene Ontology annotation, biological process: transmembrane transport. Gene Ontology annotation, molecular function: ATP hydrolysis activity; ABC-type transporter activity; ATP binding. The record is from RefSeq and is a predicted model, not a curated record. Gene Ontology annotation, cellular component: membrane. NCBI's taxonomy places the organism in Eukaryota, Fungi, Ascomycota, Leotiomycetes, Helotiales, Hyaloscyphaceae. The transcript is spliced from 3 exons. The coding region runs from base 1 to 3717 and encodes 1238 amino acids.